Molecule: messenger RNA, 1720 nt
Organism: Protobothrops mucrosquamatus (brown spotted pit viper)
Lineage: Eukaryota; Metazoa; Chordata; Lepidosauria; Squamata; Viperidae
Gene: NAF1
Product: nuclear assembly factor 1 ribonucleoprotein
Exons: 8
Coding region: 1-1665 (554 amino acids)
Biological process (GO): ribosome biogenesis; box H/ACA snoRNP assembly; pseudouridine synthesis
Cellular component (GO): sno(s)RNA-containing ribonucleoprotein complex
Molecular function (GO): RNA binding
Source: RefSeq, a predicted model, not a curated record
AUGGACGCGUCUUCGGCUGUGCCGAUGGACGAUUCCGGCUUUGCAGGCUCGACGGUUGCGGAGCAGUUGCAGACGCUGAGGGUCGCCUGCGAGGGAAGCUCCGAUGCAACGGCGGCGGCCCCCCGGGGCCCCGCUUUGAAGGAGGGCGACGAGCAAGUCCCGCUUUCCCCGGAGCGCCUCUGUGGAAAAGCCCCGGCAAAGCCCUCGGGGCUUCCACGGGAGCCAGAGCCUCCUUGGGUCGGCCUGAAGGGAAGCCCUGCUGCUGAAGAGAAGCCGGCAGCUCUUGGGGACGGCAACGGCAACGGCCGGACCUCUCCCGGGAUGAGUGGUGAGCAGGCUUGCCCGCCAGUCGAAGCCCCGCAGGCUGUGGCGGCAGCAUCGGAAAAGGAAGACGACCGCCCACCGUCCGAGGAAGUGAAGGUGGACCCUCAGUCCUCCUCCUCUGCUUUCCAGGGUGGCCACAGCGAACAGAACGGAGGACUCAGUCGCCAAACGGCGGCGGUCGGGGUCGAAGAUGCGCUCUCGAAAGAGAAUCCGGCGGCGCUACGGCGUGAGAAGGGAGCAGGGUCAACGAAGGGUGGUGGUACCUUGGAAUCGGACAGUGAUACUGAUGCAGACAGUUCAUCUUCUCUUUCCUCUCCUCCAUUGUUGUCUGAUGGUGAUGAUCAACAAGAUAAAAAUGAAAAUAAUUCUUCUGCUACUAAAAAAAGCGAAUUGACUAAACAGGAGCCACUUUCUGUUGAAGACGUAAUGAUAAUUCUUCCUGAAUCUGUUAAACUGAUGCCUUUUGGGAAAGUUUCCAGCAUCAUUGAACAUCUAGUAAUAAUUGAGUCAGAGAAGGGACUUCCUCCAGUGAAUGAAAAUACAGUACUUUUCAAGGAAGAUCGUCAUUCAUUAGGAAAGAUCUUUGAGAUAUUUGGCCCAGUGUCACAUCCCUUUUAUGUAGUACAGUUUAAUAGUCCUGAGCACAUUCAGUCUAAAGAUAUUAAAAUAAAAGAUGCAGUAUGUUUUGCUCCGGCUGUGGAAAGCUUCACUCAGUAUAUAUUUCCAGAAAAAUUGAAACAAGAAAAGGGAUCAGAUGCAUCUUGGAAGAAUGAUGAAGAGCCACCUCUUGAGGCUUUAGAUUUCAGUGAUGAUGAAAAAGAAAAAGCAGCAAAAUUACACAAGAAAUCUCAGAAUAUAAAAAGAAAGAAGCUCAGAUCACAGCAAAAUGAUAGCAAGGAUAAUGGGCCAAAUUAUCAGUCCAGACGACAACCUCCUUCAGAAUAUUCAGGUGGAUAUUGUAGAGGACAACCUACAACCAGGUUUUCGUGGGGCAGAUCUCCUCCUGUAACUCCUUUUCCACGUCCCUAUAGACAGCACAAUAUAACUCCACCGUAUUACUCCUCUGACUAUGCACACUUGCAGAAAGCACCUACUUUUUGUCAGCAACAGAGGCUGGAAAGUAUGAGAAGACAUCAGUAUUCCUUCCCACCUCCAUCUUUUGAAACUGUUGGUAAUAAUACAAAUUUUCCACCCCCACCCCCACCAGUAGAUUGGGGGUGGCCUCCUACAUGUCCUCAGAACACCUAUGAGCCUUUAUUGUCUAUGUUGUCUUUACCCCCACCACCCCCACCUCCACUGCCCCCACCAUCUACAGCGCCUAACAUUCGCAAUUCUCCUUAGGACAGAAUAUAUUUUCAGACAACCUAUAAAAUUAAACAUUCUACCUCAAUGGUAG